Molecule: messenger RNA, 681 nt
Organism: Fonsecaea pedrosoi CBS 271.37
Lineage: Eukaryota; Fungi; Ascomycota; Eurotiomycetes; Chaetothyriales; Herpotrichiellaceae
Product: pre-mRNA-splicing factor cwc15
Exons: 4
Coding region: 1-681 (226 amino acids)
Biological process (GO): mRNA cis splicing, via spliceosome
Cellular component (GO): catalytic step 2 spliceosome
Molecular function (GO): RNA binding
Source: RefSeq, a predicted model, not a curated record
AUGACAACAGCGACUGUUACCUGCGCACACUCUUCUCAAAGUCCGGUCGGUAGCGCGCAAGUAUCCAAGGAAGAAGAUCAUCUAACGCAAACCAGACAGCCCGGUCAAGGCGGCGCCGCAGAAGCUGAGCACAGAGAUCUCCGUGCAGAAUUACUUGCGGCAGAGGCGGCCCAUUUUGCAAAGACGAAGGGGACGAUCGCAGAACCCACGAGCAGCCCCUCGAAACCUAUAAAGCGAGAACUCGAAGACGACCCCGAUCGUGGUAACGACGAGGACGAAGACAUUGAGACAAAACGAAGAAGGAUACUCGAAGAAACUAGAGACAUCGAUGCGGACUCAGAUGGAGACGAUACAGAAAGCAGCGACGAGGAAAGUGACGAAGAAGAUGAGACGGCAGAGCUGAUGCGUGAACUCGAGAAAAUCAAAAAGGAAAGAGCUGAGCAAAAAGCACGGGAAGAAGCAGCACAGGCUCAAGAGGCAGAAGACCAGCGAGAACGAGAUAUUGCACUUGGUAAUCCGCUCCUCAAUCCAAGGGCAUUCAACGUGAAGCGGAGAUGGGACGACGAUGUGGUCUUCAAGAACCAAGCUCGAGGCACGGAGCAGAAAGGAAACAAGGAGUUUGUCAACGAUCUUCUGAGAUCGGAUUUUCACAAGAAAUUCAUGUCGAAAUAUGUCCGAUAA